AUGGCGCACACGACGCAGCAGGAGCGGGACGCGACGACGAGGGAGCUGCUGCGGCAGCUGGUGGUGCUCAAGAGCACGGCGCGCACGCCGGUGCAGCAGGCGAUAUCCCGGGAGCUGCUGCAGCCGCUGCUGGAGUUUCACCCGCUGCUCGCCAGGACGACGGCGGUGAUCAAGAGGGGCGCCGCGGCGGUGGCGCGCGAGCAGGAGCUGCUGGCGGAGCUGGGGAUGGCGAUGCAGCUGCCGGAGUCGGCGUCGGUGCCGGAGCUCCGCGCUCGCCUGCUCAGGGAGGCCCGGCUCGCCGCCGUGGAGGCCGAGCUCGCCCUCAGGGAGACCAAGCUCGCGCUCAGGGAGUCGGAGACGCGGCUUGAUUUCUUGGAAUCUGUCCUUGAGUCCUGGGAAAGAAGGACCGACCCGGGAAGAACAGGAGAAAGCACCAUUAGCCGCUACUAGGUAGUUCAGACAUUGAGCGGGAGUCUGAACAUAGGACGUAGCAACAGCAGAAGCUAGUGUUAGAUCCAUCCUUCCUUUUUUUUUCUUUUUUUGUUGUUGAGAUGUAAUGGAAUGGAAACAUCCCUCAAUGUCAUAAUAAGGGAGCACCUAGUGAACAGUUAGCUGAAAAGUAGAACGAGUUCCAGUCGAUUUUAACCGCAGUGGCCCGAGCUGUUGGGGAUGUCAGCAGUGGUCGUCCCAUUUUGUUCCUCCUCUUAGCUAUCUUCCCCAGCGGAUCGACGACACAAUUUCCG
Molecule: messenger RNA, 743 nt
Organism: Triticum dicoccoides
Lineage: Eukaryota; Viridiplantae; Streptophyta; Magnoliopsida; Poales; Poaceae
Exons: 2
Coding region: 1-450 (149 amino acids)
Source: RefSeq, a predicted model, not a curated record